UUUUAGGCUCCCGAGCUGUUUAGCCAUUGCUGAGUGUUCCAAGCUAAAGAUGACAGUGAUGAGUCACCUGAGAGUGAGUCUACAAGUCUCUUCGUGCACGCUGCUGUGGAGACGGUUCCGGGUUCCGAGGUUGGUGCCACUGAGGUCCUGCAGUCUGUAUACCUGCACAUACAGAACCAGGAACCGAGCCUUACCUCCACUCUGGGAGAACUUGGACCUUGUUCCUAGCAGGUGACGGCAGUCACCUAUCAACAUCCGAUGGAGGGACAGUGUUUAUGACCCUGGCUUAAAACCACUCACCAUUUCUUAUGACCCAGCCACCUGCCUCCACAUCUGAAAACAGCCGGGUACUCCUUUUCUUGUGGAAUUUGAAGAUUCUACAGAUAAAUCAGUAAUUGAGGGAGGACCCCUGGAACACAACUACCGACUGAAGCAGUUUCAUUUUCACUGGGGGGCCAUCGAUGCUUGGGGCUCCGAGCACACUGUGGACAGCAAAUGCUACCCAGCAGAGCUGCACUUGGUACAUUGGAAUGCAGUCAAAUUUGAAAGUUUUGAGGAUGCAGCACUGGAAGAAAAUGGCUUGGCUGUGAUAGGUGUAUUUUUAAAGCUAGGUAAACAUCAUAAAGAACUGCAGAAAUUGGUGGACACUUUGCCAUCAAUUAAGCACAAGGAUACCCUGGUGAAAUUUGGAUCAUUUGACCCUUCCUGUCUGAUGCCUACUUGCCCAGAUUACUGGACCUACUCUGGAUCUCUCACUACGCCUCCCCUCUCAGAGUCUGUUACCUGGAUCAUUAAGAAGCAGCCAGUUGAGGUCGACCACAAUCAGCUUGAGCAGUUUCGGACCCUGCUUUUCACAUCCGAGGGAGAGAAAGAGAAAAGGAUGGUGGACAACUUCCGCCCACUUCAGCCUCUGAUGAAUCGCACUGUCCGUUCAUCCUUCCGCCAUGACUAUGUGCUCAAUAUACAAGUGAAGCCCAAGUCGACUGCCAGCGAAGUCUCCCCCUAAGACAGCAUAUUUAGGCAGCACCUUGUUUUAAUGCAUAUUAGCUUAAAAUUUCAACUGGAUGAUUUUAAAACAGCAUUUAAUAAUACUUAUAUGUAUACAUUUCUGGUUCUUUUCCUUCUAAUUUUUUUUUUGUAAAAACAUUUCAAAAUUCCUCUUCUUAUAAAGCAAAGACAAAGAGACAAAACAAGAAAAACAAAAACCUGUAACAAAACAACAUCAAGUUACCUGAGGUCACCCUUUCUUAUGACAGGAUUAAGGCAGAGGAAUCUUCAUUAACAGUUAAAUCUCUCGAAUCUAUUUCUCAGAAAAUCAGAUGAACAGUUUAGUUUCCCCUUGGUUAAAUGGAAGCUUAAUGUGAGUGCCUGAUCUUGAUUUUUCUGUUUGGGCCUAAUUCAGGAUCUUAACCCACAAGGAGAGGUUCUUGGGAAUUUUACUUAACAAUAACUUCCUUUUGCUCAAACUGUAAAUUGUCUCAUUUUUCAGUGUUGGUCCCACUCUUAGCUACCAUCAUUUGGAGGCGAAUGGCUUUCAAAGGUUAGGAGUAUACUUACUGGUUUUAAUUUGUGUCUUUUUUGUUUUUUUUUUUUAAAGAUAAGUUCUUACUAUUUAGCCCUAACUAUCCUGGAAAUCAAUAUGCAAACCAGUCCAGACUUGAACUCACAGAGGUCUGUCUGUCUUUGCCUCCUAAGUGCCGGGAUUAAAGGCUUGUGCCACCACAACCAGCUUUCAUUUGUCUUAUCAAAUAUAUUUGCUCUUUGACUUAUGAUACUGUCAUUGGAAUAUUAACAGAGCAUGCAAGGUGUGCUUAUAGCAACCUGUUGGUAA
Molecule: messenger RNA, 1831 nt
Organism: Rattus rattus (black rat)
Lineage: Eukaryota; Metazoa; Chordata; Mammalia; Rodentia; Muridae
Gene: Ca5b
Product: carbonic anhydrase 5B
Cellular component (GO): mitochondrion; cytoplasm
Molecular function (GO): carbonate dehydratase activity; zinc ion binding
Source: RefSeq, a predicted model, not a curated record